Hemibagrus wyckioides is the source of this 491-nucleotide messenger RNA. RefSeq lists its product as uncharacterized. The transcript has 4 exons. Lineage: Eukaryota; Metazoa; Chordata; Actinopteri; Siluriformes; Bagridae. The record is from RefSeq and is a predicted model, not a curated record. Bases 96 to 344 code for a protein of 82 amino acids.
AUUUAGAACAACUGCUAUAGUGCAGGUCACCACACAGAUUUUCUGUAGGAUUCAAGUCUCUGGGCUCUGACUAGAGCAGUGAACAGAGAGCGAAGAUGAAGGUCUGGUUUCUGUUGUUUGUGCUGCUGCCACUCUGCCUAGAUUCUACUGGUGUUGCAGCACAAUAUGCUAUUGACUGCUAUGGGGAGGAUUUCCUAAUGGUGAGAAACAUGGUCCUGCACUGUAAAAGCAAAGUUCAGCAGGCGUGUUACACCAGAUCAUCUGGAGAGAAGGGCUGCAUUCGGACAGAGUUCUGUAAAAGACCUGGCUGGAAAUGUUGUGAAACAAACCUCUGUAAUGCCUAACUUUAACACCAGAGAGAGCUAGACUGGCAUCUAGAACUAAAAACUUUCUAAAACUUUCUGAACUUCAUCAAAGAUCUCUUUCUUUUGCAUUUUGUCUAUAAAACACAGGUGAUAUGGAUAUGGCUUAAUAAAUAAUUGUGCACAUUA